Molecule: messenger RNA, 1302 nt
Organism: Rhagoletis zephyria (snowberry fruit fly)
Lineage: Eukaryota; Metazoa; Arthropoda; Insecta; Diptera; Tephritidae
Product: putative nuclease HARBI1
Source: RefSeq, a predicted model, not a curated record
GUAACAUUGAAAAGUACCGGAUUGCUUUCUAGUAAAAAAUGAAAACGUUUCCUUAACAACACUGGCCUUCGAAAAAUGAGCUGUUAUCGUUUACGGUUCGGCUAUUGCUAAAUUGUCGACAUCUCAAUUGGAGUUGUCAAUUUUGUGUUAGCGAAAAUAUCUAAACAAAUAAAAGUAACUUAAAACGCAAAAGAAAGAAGUAAAUAAAAAUUAGAGAUGGCUUUUGAAUUUGUAGCGUCAAGCUUAUCUCAAAACGAGCCAGUGACAAAUUUGUCAACGGUGGAUCGGCGUUUUCUGCGGGAUAUUGAUAAUCCCCUAGAUCUCCCACCUUUAGAGUUCCGGAAGCUUUACCGUGUGCGUCCAGGCAUGGUGGCGGACGUGGUUGAACGGCUGGAAGACCUUUUAAAAGGUUCAAGAAUUACAGCGAUAUCGGCUGAAAAACAGGUUCUUUGCGCUUUGCGAUUCUACGCCACGGGAUGUUAUCAACGGCCUGUAGGGGAACAAUGGGGAAUUUCACUGAGUCAGUCAUCUACCAGCCGCUGCACACACAAGGUAACCGAAGCCAUCCAUAGCCGCUUAUUCUUGUCGGAAGUGAAGUUCCCCAUGACCCAAAUAGAACGUCAAGCUGCCAAGGAAGCGUUUUCCUUAGCUCCUGCGCCUUUCGUCGGAGGAACCAUCAGUGCGAUCGACUGCACCCUCAUAUCCAUUUUGAGUUCUAAACAUAACGAGGAAGCAUACGUCAAUCAUCAUGGAUAUCACUCCAUAAAUGUGCGAAUGAUAUGUGACCCAAAUCUAAAAAUCCUUAACGUGAAUGCCAGGCAUCCGGGAGCACGACAGGACUCCUAUAUUUGGAGCUCUUCCGCUGUGCGACAAGUCAUGCAGCGAGCUUUUGAAGAUGGAAACCGCAAUAUGUUUUUGAUUGGGGAUUCUGGAUACCCAUUAGAGCCAUGGCUCAUGAUUCCUUUACCCAACCAGCCAGAAGCGUCACCAAAAUUUCGGUACAAUGAAGCGCUCUGCAAGGCACGGAGCCCGAUUGAGAGACUCUUUGGCUUCCUCAAAGGAACUUGGUGAUGCUUAUCACAACAAAGGGUUCUGUUAUAUGACCCCGCUUUCGCUGGUAAAGUCGUUAACGCGCGUGCAGCCCUUCACAACAUUCGUUUUAGUCAGCGGUCAAUUAGCGAUCCUAUUGAACAUUUUUCAACAGAUUUUGAGAAUUCGGACAGAACUCCACUGCAAAACGUGUACAAGAAAGAUUGAUAACGAACUUCUGUUCCUAAAAUUUGUAUGAUUACACUUCUAAGA